Messenger RNA from Oncorhynchus nerka (sockeye salmon), 1680 nucleotides. RefSeq names its product beta-1,4 N-acetylgalactosaminyltransferase 1-like. Lineage: Eukaryota; Metazoa; Chordata; Actinopteri; Salmoniformes; Salmonidae. The transcript is spliced from 9 exons. The coding region runs from base 155 to 1222 and encodes 355 amino acids. The record is from RefSeq and is a predicted model, not a curated record. Gene Ontology annotation, biological process: UDP-N-acetylglucosamine metabolic process; UDP-N-acetylgalactosamine metabolic process. Gene Ontology annotation, molecular function: acetylgalactosaminyltransferase activity.
UUUGCGGACAUAGACUCCCAUUGUUAGGGCAGAGAGACGUGUUCCUGGUCCAUAAUCUUUGGUUUACCCUCUGAUUAUAUCUGCUGUGGAUUUUCUUUUUUCAAUAGUUAAAUGACUAGACAGACUGGACCAUCGUAUAAUUGUGUGCAAAAAGAUGGGCAGUCUUCGACAGAUGGGUAGAGGCACGCAGAUACUUGUCCUAGCUAUUUUCUGUCUGUCAGCAUCAGUGAUGUACUCCUUCAUAUUCCACUAUAGCGCAAAAGAGGAAGACACAGAUCAAUUAGUUCCUCAGCAAAUAAGAGCCUUACCAUCCAGCAGUCCCAGACAACCCAAUUGCAUCUGUCAGGGAAGCGGAGUGUUUGUACUGAAAGAUCAUAUUCCAAAAGACCAGUAUGAUGACAUAGUCAAACGAAGAGCUGAGGAGUACAGGAAGCAUCAUAUCAGGACAAGCUCCAGUCUGAACAGGCUUAUCUUUGCUCCAUCCAACUCCCCUCUUCAGUAUCCAAUCCAGGGGUUCACUGUUGUCCCACUUCGGAAGACAUUGAUACCAGGUUUAGCUCUCCAUGCAGCAAAAAGACAAAAUUACAAGGUGACUCUGAGUGUGUCCAGUGGUGUCCUGGCCAUCGAGGCCCUUGGAGAGGGGGACAAAGAGGGACCGGGAGAGAAAGAGAUCACUGUCCAGUCUACCAGCCUAUCUGACCUCAACAAUCUUCUGGGACAAAUUACCUACACCAGCACUGUGUACCGAAUGAGGACUGGAGAUCUGGCUCACUUCACGUUUGAACACCAUGAGGCUGUCUUCCCCAUUGUCAUCCAGCAGACAUCAGUGCCUGUUUUAUAUGACAUAGGAAAUGAUAUCAACUCCCGGGUGACCAUCGUCACCAAGACGUUUCUGAGAUACACCGAGCUGCAGGCCCUCAUCAGUAGCAUAAGGACCUAUUACAAGGACAUCAAAAUCAUCAUCGCCGACGACAGCCUGGAGCCACAGAAAGUGAACGGCUCCAACAUUGAGCAGUACAUCAUGCCCCCAGCACAGAUCUCCUCUAGAGCAGUGAUGUUUUGGGGCUGUUGCUGGGCAACAGGGACAUUCAACUCCCUCCAAAGAUUUUCUAUGGGGUUGAGAUCUGGAGACUGGCUAGGCCACUCCAGGACCUUGGAAUGCUUCUUACGAAGCCACUCCUUCGUUGCCCGGGCGGUGUGUUUGGGAUCAUUGUCAUGCUGAAAGACCCAGCCACGUUUCAUCUUCAAUGCCCUUGCUGAUGGAAGGAGGUCUUCACUCAAAAUCUCACGAUACAUGACCCCAUUCAUUCUUUCCUUUACACGGAUCAGUCGUCCUGGUCCCUUUGCAGAAAAACAGCCCCAAAGCAUGAUGUUUCCACCCCCAUGCUUCACAGUAGGUAUGGUGUUCUUAAUUAUACUUUACCGUUCAAAAAUUUGGGGUCACUUAGAAAUGUCCUUGUUUUUGAAAGAAAAGCACAUUUAUUUUGAACGGUAGUGUAUAAACAUUUAUUGGGUAUUAAAGUGUAGGAUUGUAUAAUAAUAAUAAUGUGUAUGAUUUUAUAUAAAGGUUUAGUAAAAACAUUAAGGUUAUAGUUUAACAUUGCACAGUAAAAGUUUUAAUAAUUGUAAUAUGUAUGCAUUUCUGUACUAAAGAUUUUGAAGAAAAUAAAGGGUUUUAAA